GAAGGGUACGCGGGCUCUACCCUCAUUCGUCGGACACCCUCGGCACUGUCAACAUGAAAUUGACGGCUCUGAUUGUAUUAUGUCUAACGGCGGUGACUCUUGCCGUCCCCGUCCCACAAAAUCGGUACAUCAUCCGCCGUCCACAGAACAGCGUUAACCUCCACAGUGCCGCUCGUCAGCUCAGCAGCAACGCUGGACAAACUUUCACAGUCAAAUUGGACGAUGACAACUUUGACAGCCGAGAAAAUGUCCUCAGUUUGCAAGGAGUUGGUAACUUUGCUACCUCACAAGCUGGAGUUGCUUCUACAGCUGCCAGAACCGCUCAACAGCCUACUGUCCAACAUGUGAGCGUAGGAGGAAACGCCCAAUUCAGGGUACAGGUCGAUGAUGAUGGCUUCGAUAGCCACGAAUCUGAUGAAAUUUUACUGACAACUGCCCCAUGCCCUGCUGGUCAACUUCGUCACGGAACCAGAUGCGUGAUUCCCAAAAUUAACCGCAACAUCUUCGUCUUCGGCCGAAAUGAUGAAGAGCCCGAACCCAAGUCGAUCGAUCCCGCUAUUAUUCCUGAGCCACAACUCGACUACAACAUCAUCUUUGUUCGCUCACGCCCUGCCAAGGCCCAACGCCCCCACAUCGUUCCCCCGCCACAAAAGAAGACGGUUGUCUAUGUUCUUGAAGAUGAGAGCGCUGAAAGUGGUGUGAUCUCAGCUCCAGUCUUCCCAGACGCUGAUCCUGAGGUCUACUACGUCAAGGUCAAGGAAGGCGAAAACCCACAGCUUCCUGGAGGUCUCGAUCUUGAAACUGCUUACAGCCAAGCCAUUCGCCCUCUUAAAGGAGACGACUCUUUCGAAUCAUCCGUUGAGCUUACUCUAGGUCCUGCUCAUGGAGCCGGCAACGUUGGAGUGCCCUUGUCAGCUACACAACCUCAGGCAACCUUCAACGGCGCCGCCGGUUUUGAUGCUGGACAGUCACAGUCAAAUUUCAAUGGCGCCGCAGGUUUUGAUGCUGGACAGUCACAAUCUAAUUUCAACGGUGCGGGUGGUUUUGAUGCUGGACAGUCACAAUCCAAUUUCAACGGCGCGGGCGGUUUUGAUGCGGCACAGUCACAAUCCAAUUUCAACGGCGCCGCAGGUUUUGAUGCAGCACAGCCAGAGGCUACUGCCAACGGCUUUGGCGCUGUCGGAGUUCCUUUGCCUUCAUUCCAAGGCAAUGCUGACUUUGCCAACGGAGGAGCUCAAGGCAGGAGCACGUUUAGUUCACGCGGCACGCGUUUCGCCGCAGGUUCACGUAACUUCGAGGUUGAGGUCGAUGAUGGACGCGUGGAAAUUGAAGCCAAAAGCGAAGAGGCCGUGAGACCGGCGCUCAGAUACGCCGUUCCGCAACUCGGGUAAUUAAGAACACAAUAACUUGACAUUAAUUGUAAGUUUAUUUAAAUGUACAGUUUCAUUUUACGCCUGUUAAAAGUCGAUCUCCCUUGCGAAAUUCUCUUUCAAAUUUAUUAAAUAAUUUCAACGAAUAUAAAAAUUUUUACGACUAAAAUUCAUCACAGCAGAAAAAAAUGCAGCUAGUCAGCUUUCACAACAGGAAAUGAACGUGAUUAUAUCAUAGCUUCAUGUUUUAAAAUGAAGCUUUGGAUUUGUGUUUGUCUCAGAGUAGAAUACAUUCGUAUUUAUU
Messenger RNA from Hyalella azteca, 1674 nucleotides. RefSeq lists its product as uncharacterized. The record is from RefSeq and is a predicted model, not a curated record. The transcript has 2 exons. Bases 54 to 1391 code for a protein of 445 amino acids. Lineage: Eukaryota; Metazoa; Arthropoda; Malacostraca; Amphipoda; Hyalellidae.